Molecule: messenger RNA, 3219 nt
Organism: Betta splendens (Siamese fighting fish)
Lineage: Eukaryota; Metazoa; Chordata; Actinopteri; Anabantiformes; Osphronemidae
Gene: chrna11
Product: cholinergic receptor, nicotinic, alpha 11
Exons: 10
Coding region: 259-1947 (562 amino acids)
Biological process (GO): regulation of membrane potential; signal transduction; chemical synaptic transmission
Cellular component (GO): neuron projection; synapse; postsynaptic membrane
Molecular function (GO): acetylcholine-gated monoatomic cation-selective channel activity; transmembrane signaling receptor activity
Source: RefSeq, a predicted model, not a curated record
CCCUCCUCCCAGUGAGACAGAGACAGAGGCGAGGAGAGAGAGAGAGAGAAGGCGCACGCAGCCACCAUCCCUCCUCCUCCUCCUCCUCCUCCUCCUCCUCCUCUUCCCGCACACGCUCGCACUCCUUCCUUCUGAUGCUGCCUGGAAUCAGACCCGAGGAUUUCCAGCCGCCUCCCGAGCCUGUCCUCCCUCUCCCCCUCUCAUCCCACCUCCAGCACCCGGAGCUUCUCCUCCUCUCCGCCGCUGGUCGCCGUCAGGAUGUGGCACUCGCUGGCUCUGCUCCUCUCCGGAUUCUCUGCCCUGAUCCACGUGUCGUUGCAGGGUCCUCACCAGAGGAACCUGCUGAGGAACCUCCUCAAGGACUACAACCGCAUGGAGCGGCCGGUGGCCAACGACUCCCUCCCCCUCACCGUCUACUUCACGCUGAGUCUGAUACAGAUCAUGGACGUGGAUGAGAAGAACCAGGUGCUGACGUCUAACAUGUGGCUUCGAAUGAGCUGGUUCGACCACUAUCUCCAGUGGAACCAGAGCGAACACCCUGGAGUGAAGAACCUCCGCUUCACCACCGACCAGGUGUGGACCCCGGACGUCCUACUCUACAACAGUGCAGAUGACGACUUCGACUCCACCUUCAAGACCAACGUCCUGGUGAACUCCAGCGGCUACGCGGAGUACCUGCCUCCAGGAAUCUUCAUGAGCACGUGCAACGUGGACGUGCGCUGGUUCCCCUUCGACAUCCAGAAAUGCAAGCUGAAGUUCGGCUCGUGGACGUACGACGGCUGGCUGCUGGACCUUCAGAUGGUGGACGCCGACACCUCCACCUACAUGCCCAACGGCGAGUGGGACCUCAUCGGGGUCCCCGGCACCAGGAACGAGGUGUUCUACGACUGCUGCAAGGAGCCGUACAUCGACGUGACGUUCGUGAUCACCAUACGGCGCCGGACGCUCUACUACGCCCUCAACCUGCUCAUCCCCUGCGUGCUGCUGUCCUCCAUGACCCUGCUCAUCUUCGUCCUGCCGGCCGACUCUGGGGAGAAGAUCUCGCUGGGCAUCACCGUGCUGCUGUCGCUCACUGUUUUCAUGCUGCUGGUGGCAGAGAUCAUGCCGGCCACGUCGGACUCCGUCCCCCUCAUAGGUCAGUACUUCGCCAGCAUAAUGAUCAUCGUUGGGAUGUCCGUCAUUGCCACGGUGGUGGUUCUGCAGUAUCAUCACCACGACCCAAAUGGAGGAAACAUGCCAAAAUGGGUCCGCCUCGUCCUGCUGCAGUGGGUGGCCUGGUUCCUGCGCAUGAAGCGCCCGGGCGAGAGCGACGACCCCGAGCGCCCGCCGUGCGCCCCCCACCUGCGCCGCUGCUCCUCGGGCUCCCAGAGCGGCAGCAUUCCCAACCCGCCCGACGCCGCCCUCCACCCGCUGCACCCGCAGAGCCUCGCUCCCCUGCACGCGGGACACGCCCACCUGCACGCCCAGGCCAGCGCCAACAACAACGGGAACCUCCUCUACAUGGGCUUCCAGAGCAUGGAGGAGCCCUCGGUGCUGUCGGGGGGGAAUAACAUGUCGAUGGGGCCUCCACGAGUGGCAGGGAGCCCGCCUCCACACCUGCCCUCUCAGUUCUGCAGCUCCCCACCACCCCCUACCCCCAACAUGGACACCGUGGGCUGCCCGAGCACCGUCUCCAGCGGCGGGGGCUUUGGAAGUGGACCGGGCGGGCUCAGCGCGGGGAUGGGAGACCCCCAGCUCCAGGCCAUCCUGGAGGAGGUCCGCUACAUGGCCGACCGCUUCCGGGAGCAGGACGAGACCGAAAGCAUGGCCGACCAGUGGAAGUUCGCGGGCGCCGUCAUCGACCGCCUGUGUUUGGUGGCGUUCAGCGUUUUCAACAUCAUUUGCACCAUUUCUAUUCUCAUGUCCGCCCCCAACUUCGUGGAGGCCAUUUCAAAGGACUUUGUUUGAUAGCAAAGAUUAAAAAAAGAGAAGAGGGGCGUGAAGGGACGGAUGAGGGGAAUUUAAUAUAGGAAGAAGGAUGAAGUGGGCCUGGAGCCAAAGAAACACAAUUUCCAGUAGACUGUAGGCCGUGAUUGGUGAUUGCGAAGAACUGGGAAAUAGAAAAACACAAAUGGUUUUCUUUGCAAUACAUUUUGUUAGUGCGUGAAAUACCGGAAGGAAACAGAUGAGGGAGGAAAUACGGAGUGACGUUAAAAUGAGAUUAGUUCCAGCGCGGCGCUUGCUCAGAUUCUUGACAAGGUGAAAAUGGAUCGUAGCUAAUUGAAAAAACUUUUCCGGAGAAAUCAAGAGAAGGAUGAGUCAGACGGGGAAAAGCAAAGAGCUGUCGUUAGUCUAAUGCAACCUCCAGUAAGAAAAGGUCCUGAUCCAAGGACGGCAGCGUUCCAGGGAGAAGGGAAACGAGAUUGACGGAUGGAGACGGAUAAAUAGGACCGUGUUCUUCUCUCAAGGAUGAAAGGCAGCUGCUCACUCCCACGUGUUGAGGAGAGACUGCAUCAUUAAAAGUGAUGUGAGGAGAAGGCGAGGAGACUCUCACAAGGACAGACAACAAAGACGGAAUGAGACUUCAUCCCCUGUGACGACUUGGGCGGAACGAGCAGACUGAUGCCGGGACGUACGACGUAUCAAGAGCGCGGCGAACGGGAAGUCAUCUAUUAUUGAAUCGCAUCCAUCUAAUGACCGUCAAAUUGAAAGACCUCGGAUAAUCUUUACGACUAAUAAGCUUUUAAAGGAUGAAGUCCCCACUCUGCUCGCAAACCCACUUUAAAUUUCAAGGCCUUAUCUCUUUUGAGGCGAUUGCCAAUCUGCAACAAUCAGCAGCGAUCAGAAGCUCGGCGGCGGCCGGUCAGUGAAUGCACCACGUGAGCCCAAACCAAGGCCUGCUCUCCAGGCAGUCAGCUAACGCUAUCUGACACACGCUAACCGGUCUAAUUGGAUGUCAUAUUACUGGAAAUUGGGCGAUCGUGUCCUUAAAAGAACACGAGAGGCCCAAAUGAGGAUUACUGUAAACUUAAAAAACGCCACCUUCCGCCGCAAACCUGAGAGUUCUGCAGCUUCACACGUAAAGAUGAGCGGCUGAUUCCCCGGCGGCGCCCUGGUCCCAUUCAUCGUUCGGACCGUCACAGGGCGGCCGAGGGUCCGAGCAAAGUACAAGCUGUCUUAUGCACAAACCAUUUUGAAUUGACAGGUGUAAUAAAUGUCCUCUCUACUUCUUUUGUACUA